Symsagittifera roscoffensis is the source of this 2369-nucleotide messenger RNA. RefSeq names its product E3 ubiquitin-protein ligase TRIM21-like. NCBI's taxonomy places the organism in Eukaryota, Metazoa, Xenacoelomorpha, Acoela, Convolutidae. The coding region runs from base 1 to 1212 and encodes 403 amino acids. Gene Ontology annotation, cellular component: cytoplasm. The transcript has 3 exons. The record is from RefSeq and is a predicted model, not a curated record. Gene Ontology annotation, molecular function: zinc ion binding; ubiquitin protein ligase activity. Gene Ontology annotation, biological process: protein ubiquitination.
AUGGAAGACUUCGAGUGUUCCAUAUGCUGCGACACGCUCGAUGAUCCCAGGCUGCUUCCAUGUGGACACAUGUUCUGCGGGCCAGAAAGGGGGUGCAUCUUGGCCCUGAACAGAAACGACUUGUCAGCUGAUUGUCCGAAUUGCAGAAAAACACAUCAUAUUAACGUGAGCGAACUGCAACCGAUCUAUGUCCUGAUGAAAUUUCCAGAAGGUCUGAAAAUUGCGGACACGGGAGACAAACAAACUCGGAGUGUGAGCGCUGGUGCGAAGUCCUGUGUCCAACAUAGCGACAUGUCCCUUGUGUAUUUCUGUGAUACUUUUGAUAUCAGCAUCUGUGACCUUUGCUGGGGAAACGACCACAGCGAGCAUAAAGUAGUGCUUACGAGAGUCAAGCAAAAGAAAGACUUACUGGGUGCUAUGGAACGCGUGAACCUUGAAUCAUCCAUAUCUGUUUACGAGAAAGUGAUCGCGGACAAUCAGAAAAGAAGGCAACUAAUGGCAGAGGUUCUGACUGAAAUUGAUGUUGUGAACGAGUUGCUCCGAACAAGGGCUCACAGUUUAAGAGAACUGAAUGAACUUUGGAAAGAGUAUGUCGGGCUUGAUUCGAGUUCUUCGAAGGUGGCAGAAUUAGGGGAGAAAUUGAUGGAAGAUUUGAAAGGUCACGAGAGAAACAAUAAGGACGAAGAAAUCAAGAAGAGUAUCAGCCAGAUAUCGAAGGAGAGCCAAAAGAAGUUCAAAACUUUUGCGAAUCUGUGUGAUCGAAAUGAGAAAACUCUGAAUGAGAUGAAGCAACCAAAUAAACAAGUGGGCGGCUUGAAAAGUGGAAAACCAGAAGUUUCAACUCUAGAUGCGUUGACUCUGUGCUUAGGUUCAGAUGCUGAAGUUGACUUUUUCAGCUUAUUGACAGGUGCUCAUUCUUCUGAAUCGGCGGGUCCACUGAGACCUGGGACCAGGGAAAACAGACUUGCUGGACCAGAUAAGGAAUUCACUACGAAGAGAGACGGUGGAACAAAUCAGUGUGAUAGAGCAGACUCUUCUCCAGCUGCUAGGCUACAAUACCCCGAGAAUCGGGUGCCACCCCCGAGUCUGCCUCGAUCCAACCACUAUCACAGACGUAUCCCGCCACCGCCACCACCACCACAAGAACCAGUGGAUGGUUGGCAAAUAUUUUUAACAAGAUUCGGUCGACAGAAUCAAGAUCAACAAAACUGAAUGCUUUUGCGUUUCAAGAUGACAGAGACAAUUUUCAUAGAUAUCAUUGGUGCUCACAAAAUAUCCCAUUGAGUCAGUGAUGAUUCGUUCGAUGGUCGAAUCGCUAUCUAUAAGACUUCAACGAGUCUUUUUUAUGGUUUAUUUCUGAGUCUUUUAUUGUAAUUUGCGGCCUAAAUGCUUAUUCUCCGUAUAUAAAUACUUAACUGAUGAUUUUGUUAAUGGCAUUGACGGCCAGCGGGGACUAAGAAACGAAAAAGUUCUGAAUUAGUGGAUUCGAAUUUAUAGUGGUAGCACCAGCGGAUUUGGGGGCAAAGUGGUGGAGGGGGGCGACACCCCUCCUCUCAGGGAUUCGACCCCCUGCCGACUCAAAGGGUCCCGCCUUUGUAUUAUUUAUUAUUUUGAGAUAUCCAUUUUUGGAGAGGGACCCUAAAAAUGUUCUAAAGGCGCCGUCGGCGCCAGUAUUUUCUAAUUUGGAGGGGUAAGCGCGCGCCAAAAAACACAUUUUUUUGGACAUUUUUUUCUAAAAAGUGUCUAAAAACGCCUUUUUGGCCUACUUAUUCAAAAUUUUGCUUGCGGCGCAGAAAAUUAUGUCGAAAUAGGGUCUGUACAAUGAUUUAUUAGAGCUCAGAGAAAAGCCUAGAUCGGCCCCUGAUUGGUAGGGUAGGUUAGGUUAUGCCCUUAAAUUGAAUUGAAAGAUCUUUUUGAUGAAGCAUGAUUACAGAACUUUUUUUUGUAUGAUUUACUCUAUGUAAGUUCUUAAAGUGCUACCUGAUCGGAGUUCAAUUUAUUGUUGUUUCAUGCUUUAUAUAAUUUUACGUAUGAUCGUUAAGUAUUUUGUAUUUACUAACCAAUCAUAUUCCACAACUAAUUUUCAAACUAAUUGCUGUAAAAUUCGCUUUUUUGCAGUCAGUUCACUUUCAAAUAGAGUAGAAUAAAUUUAAUGAGAAACUCAAAUAGUUUUUGCCAGUGUUUUGUAGGUUGAAAUGAGACCUAGGAAAUAAAAGUAACAAUGGAAUCAGUAUUAGGCCAAUUACUUGCACGAACCUAUCUGGCCGAAAGAAGAUAGAGUGAAAAACACCUGGUGUACUCUAUCUGAAAUUACUCUAAAAGAUAGCAACCCAGUCGCAUCUCAUCUGGUGCGACCAGCAAUUUCCUGA